Molecule: messenger RNA, 1218 nt
Organism: Cucurbita moschata (crookneck pumpkin)
Lineage: Eukaryota; Viridiplantae; Streptophyta; Magnoliopsida; Cucurbitales; Cucurbitaceae
Product: ubiquitin-conjugating enzyme E2 22-like
Exons: 7
Coding region: 241-1050 (269 amino acids)
Source: RefSeq, a predicted model, not a curated record
UCUCUAAAUCUUCGAUCAAAGCUUUUGUUUUGUGUUCUCUCAACUCAUUCUUCAAUCUCGCUGUUUGGUUCCGGAGAAAAAAAUCAGAGCCGCGGGGAUUCUUCGGAGGUUCUUUUUUGCUUCUGGGUUGCUUACACUCGGCAGAGUUGCAAGUUUUUCAGCUCAGUUUCUGUUGAUUGUUGAAAAAAGUUAAUUCAAUUUAUCAGCUGCAUAGAAGUGUUUUGUUUUCUCCCAUUGGAUAUGGCCACUAAUGAAAAUCUUCCACCAAAGGUUAUAAAGCAACUUGCAAAGGAGUUGAAGAGCCUUGAUGAAUCCCCUCCCGAAGGCAUAAAAGUAGGUGUUAACGAUGACGAUUUCUCAACAAUAUUUGCUGAUAUUGAAGGCCCAGUGGGGACUCCCUAUGAGAACGGUCUCUUCCGCAUGAAGUUGAUAUUGUCUCAUGAUUUCCCAUAUUCUCCUCCCAAAGGUUACUUCCUUACUAAAAUCUUUCAUCCAAACAUUGCAACCAAUGGUGAGAUUUGUGUCAACACUUUGAAGAAGGAUUGGAAUCCAAGCCUUGGGCUGCGACAUGUCCUAACGGUUGUUAGAUGUCUACUGAUUGAACCAUUUCCAGAAUCAGCUUUGAAUGAACAAGCUGGCAAGAUGCUGCUUGAAAAUUAUGAUGAGUAUGCCAGACAUGCCAGGCUCUAUACAGGAAUCCAUGCAAAGCCAAAACCGAAGUUCAAAACCCGAGCCAUCUCCGAGUCCACAACAGCCCUCAAUGUCGACCCAUCAAAUGCAUCGGCUCUCAAUACAGAUCUCAAAAACUCAUCUACUGCUGCACACCCAUUGGCAUGCCCAACUGCUCAAUCUAAUACUGCAGUGAGAGGUGACCAGGAGCAGCAGCAGCCGAAUGUUACGGCACCAGCAGCAGCCUCGGAAUUAGGAGUCGGGGGCUCCGGGGUGGCUGCACCAGCAGCCGUGGCGAAGAAGGAAGCUGCUGGACCCUUAAAAAUGCAGGCUGACAAGAAGAAGAUAGAUGCAAGAAAGAAGAGCUUGAAGAGAUUGUGAUGAUCAAUCGAAUGAAUGAAAAUGUCAAUUAAUGCAAGCUUUUUUAAGGUUGGUGCAGGGUGCUUAGAAGAAAGAAUUGAGAACUGAGAGUUAGAAGAGUGUUGUGUGCAACUUGUAAGGAACACACUUUCAUUGACCAAAUCACUGAUGGAGUUUACUCUUGCUUCA